Alternaria rosae is the source of this 1792-nucleotide messenger RNA. Its product is annotated as nucleotide-diphospho-sugar transferase. The record is from RefSeq and is a predicted model, not a curated record. The transcript has a single exon. The coding region runs from base 488 to 1792 and encodes 434 amino acids. Lineage: Eukaryota; Fungi; Ascomycota; Dothideomycetes; Pleosporales; Pleosporaceae. Gene Ontology annotation, molecular function: glycosyltransferase activity.
CGAGUACGAAAGCCCAGAGGCUGCCGCGUUGAGUCAAUCUGCCCCUGCUCCUGUCGAGCUAACAAAGCCGAGCGUGGUGCCUGAGGUUGCAGCUUUACAGGAUGCACAGGAGGCUAAGUCAGACGAUCCGUUCGAGAGCGCUUGGGGUAAGGCGUUGGCGAAAGAGGAUGGGAAGCAGUUCUAGGGGAUUGUAUGAUAGGUGCAUGUGGGAGUGGCCGUCGCGACGUAGGAUUCUUGAGAUACCCGUAAUUUGAACCUGUAACACUAUAUUUCCUCGCUUCUUAUUUCACAUGAGAUUGUGUAUAUCCCAAUUCCGAUUACAAGCGUUGUGCCUUCCGGCCUCGGAUUGUUGAGUCGUGACGUCAGAGCCAUAGUGGGACCUGUGAACACCUCUCAAGGGCAUGUACCUUUGACUACCCCUGCCCGUUCCCCUGAACCACCAAUACAGAAGAACAGCCAAAGUACUGGAGCAUCACCGGUACUCACAAUGGCAGACCAGCAAAACGUCAAUCAAGGCAAGGACGCCUACGUAACCCUCCUCACACGACCCAGUUACCUAGCCGGCGCAAUUCUCCUCGCCUACACCCUACACAAACACUCACCCUCCACGCCCCUCAUAAUAACCUACACCCCGGAAACCCUCCCAGAAACCUGCAUCAACGCUUUCAAAGCUGAAGCCGCGCAUUCGAAUAUAAUCCUGCACCCUGUGGAACACUUGCGCCUGCCUGAAGAUGGAACCGAACACGGCAUGGUCGCCGAGCGCUUCAUCGAUACGUGGACGAAACUGCGGGUUUUUGAUCUCUGGGAUAUGCCUGGCCACAAAUUCGAACGGAUAUGCUGGCUCGACGCCGACAUGAUGAUCUUCUCCAACCCCUCACCCUUGGUCUUCAACGAAGAAAACGACGCGUAUCUCAAGGGGGGUGAUGGGAUGAGGACGAUGGCUGUACAUACCUGUGUCUGCAACCUAGACCACGACUCCUGGGCCCCCGCGGAAUGGAACCCGGAGAACUGCGCUAUUGCGAAACUCGCCGCACCGGAUCAGUUGGCAGAGGUUAAGUCAGAACCAUAUACGCUUUCGAAUUUCAACUCGGGGACUUUUCUGUACCGGCCUAGUCAACAGUUGUCUUCUUUCGUACUGAACAAGUUCGAGGAGUUGGGCAAUGCAAAGUUACGCGCCAUGAAAUUCCCAGACCAAGAUUUCCUCAACGAAGCCUUCGACGGGCGGUGGAGCAGUCUUUCCUGGAAAACCAAUGCGUUGAAGACGUGGCGGUACUGGCACGAAAAUAUCUGGCGCGACGACCAGGUCGCAGUCCUGCAUUACAUCGUCGAUAAGCCGUGGGUAGCGAGGCUGGAUGAGAAUGGCAAAGCAGGGUAUCUGGGUAAAGACGGUGUGACGCAUGGGUGGUGGUGGGAUGAGUUUGGCAAGUGGAAGGCGGAGAGGGAGAAGCAUGGGAAAAAAGAAUUGUUGGAGAUUGUGGGCAAGUAUGCGGCUAGAGAGGAUGGGCAGGUGGAUGAGGAGAUGAGGGCUGUGGGGGGUGGGGCGCAGGAUUUUGCGAAGAAGUGGCCUGCUAAGGAUGCUGAAGAUGCUGGUGGAGAUGAUAAGGGGAUGGGGGCUAAGGCGAAUGAACCCCAGUUGUCAGCGGAGGCACAAGAGAAGGCAGAGCAGUUUGGCAAGGUUGACGCGCCAAGUGGGAAGAUGUUGGGAGAGAGGGGGCAUGGACGCGUUGUCAGGGGUGGGAGGGGACUCGGGGGGAGAGGAAGGGGCGAGGGGUGGAGUGUUAUGCAGGAUUGA